CUCCCGGCCGUGCGGGUGGCCGAGGGUGACACCAUCUACGACUUCACCUGGUACCCCCUGAUGGACUCCAGCGACCCCCCGAGCGACUGGGAGGGAACUGGGAGCACUGGGAAGGGACUGGGAGGGCACUGGGGGCACUGGUGGGGAACUGGAUUUGGGGAUCCCUGGGUUUUGGGGAUCCCUGGGUUUUGGGGUCUCCCCAGUUCCUGUAGGGAUUUGGGGGACCCCCCGUCUGUCUGGGUGGGCUUUGGGGUGUCCCCGGUUCCUGUAGGGAUUUGGGGAACCCCCCGUCUGUCCGGGGGGGCUUUGGGGUGCCCGGCAGUGACCGGGGGUCCCCAGGACGAGCUGGUGGCCCCCCACUCCUUGGCCUUCGCCCCCGACGGCUCCUGGCUCCUGGGGGGCUUCGACGGCGCCGUGCGGGAAUUCCCGACCGAGCGGCCGGGCCGGAGCGGCCUCCAGAGGAACCUGCACCAGGGCGGGAAUGGCCAGCGAGGCCUGAUUGGCUGCCUGGCCUUCAGCCCCAGCCAAUCGCUGUUUGCCUGCGGCUCCUAUGGGCGGAGCCUGGGGCUGUACCCGCUGGAAGGGGGCGGGGCCGUGGCGCUCUGGCCCCGCCUCCCGGCCGCGCCCACCCACCUGCGCUUCAGCCCCUGCGGGACGCAGCUGUACGCGGGCGGGAGGAAGGACCGCCACAUCCUGUGCUGGGACCUUCGUGUCCCCGAGCGUCCCCUCCUGGCGCUGCCGCGGCGCGUGGCCACCAACCAGCGCGUGACCUUCGACCUCGACCCGUCGGGGCGGUUCCUGGUCAGCGGUGACACCGAUGGCUUUGUCACCGUGUGGGACACGCUGGCCCCCCCCGGCCCGGGGGACCCCCCCGAGCUGCCCCCCCUGCUUCGCUUCCGCGCCCUCCGCGACUGCGUCAACGGCACCAGCCUGCACCCCGGGCUGCCGCUGCUGGCCACGGCCUCGGGCCAGCGCCUGUUCGCGGCGCCAUGGGACAGCGACGGGGACAGCGAGGGGACACAGGAGGGGCCGGCCCCGGGGGGGGACAUCCGGCUGCAGCUCUGGUGGUGGGGACCCGAGGACAGCGGGGACGGCGGCUGGGACACCCCCGGGGACACCGGGGACGUCGGGGACACCCCCGGGGACAUCGGGGACAUCGGGGACACCCCCGGGGACAUCGGGGACAUCGGGGACACCCCCGGGGACAUCGGGGACAUCGGGGACACCCCCGGGGACAUCGGGGACACCCCUGGGGACACCAGGGACAUCACGGACAGCGGCUGGGACACCCCCGGGGACAGCAGGACCGGCCAUUGUCACCAUCCUGGGGACACCAAGUGUCACCUCCCUGGGGACACCGAGACUGGCAGUUGUCACAUCCCUGGGGACACCGAGUGUCACCUCCCUGGGGACACCAGGAUUGGAGAUUGUCACCUCCUCGGAGACACCGAGUGUCACUUCUCUGGGGACGUCGGGACCACUGAGUGUCACCUCCCUGGGGACACUGUGAACCACUGAGUGUCACCCCCCUGCGGACACCUGGACCAGCCAUUGUCACCUCCCUGGGGACAAUGAGUGUCACCCCCCUGGGGACACCGGGGCUGGCGAUUGUCACCUCCCUGGGGGACACUGUGACCACUGAGUGUCACCUCCCUGAGGACACUGGGACUGGAGAUUGUCACCCCCUUGGGGACGCCGACUGUCACCCAUCCCAGGGACGGUGACUGUCACCCUUGGGGACCACAACUGUCACCCUGGGGACCCCAAAUGUCACCCAGUGUCACCCUGGGGACAGCAGCACUGACCCCUCGGGGUCACAGCCCCUCUGGGGACCCCAAAUGUCACCCCCAGGCCUCGGUUGUACUAAAGGUGUUGUGACUGUCA
This is a messenger RNA of Pyrgilauda ruficollis (rufous-necked snowfinch), 1884 nucleotides long. RefSeq names its product WD repeat containing antisense to TP53 (gene WRAP53). The record is from RefSeq and is a predicted model, not a curated record. The transcript has 6 exons. The annotation marks the transcript as partial. Lineage: Eukaryota; Metazoa; Chordata; Aves; Passeriformes; Passeridae. Gene Ontology annotation, molecular function: protein binding; RNA binding. Gene Ontology annotation, biological process: Cajal body organization. Gene Ontology annotation, cellular component: Cajal body.